This is a messenger RNA of Equus quagga, 2961 nucleotides long. RefSeq names its product phospholipase D family member 5 (gene PLD5). Gene Ontology annotation, molecular function: catalytic activity. The transcript has 10 exons. The record is from RefSeq and is a predicted model, not a curated record. Lineage: Eukaryota; Metazoa; Chordata; Mammalia; Perissodactyla; Equidae. Bases 1 to 1611 code for a protein of 536 amino acids.
AUGGAGAUCCGGCAGCACGAGUGGCUCUCGGCCUCCCCCCACGAGGGCUUCGAGCAGAUGAGGCUCAAAAGCCGCCCCAAGGAGCCCUCGCCGAGCCUGACCCGAGUGGGCGCGAACUUCUACAGCAGCGUCAAGCAGCAGGACUACAGCGCCAGCGUCUGGCUCCGGAGGAAAGACAAGCUGGAGCACUCCCAGCAGAAGUGCAUUGUGAUCUUUGCCCUGGUGUGCUGCUUUGCCAUUCUCGUUGCGUUGAUAUUUUCGGCGGUGGACAUCAUGGGAGAGGAUGAGGAUGGACUCUCAGAGAAAAAUUGUCAAAAUAAAUGUCGAAUUGCCCUGGUGGAAAAUAUUCCUGAAGGCCUUAACUAUUCAGAAAAUGCACCAUUUCACUUAUCACUUUUCCAAGGCUGGAUGAAUUUACUCAACAUGGCCAAAAAGUCUGUUGACAUAGUGUCUUCCCAUUGGGAUCUCAACCACAGUCAUCCAUCAGCAUGUCAGGGUCAACGUCUUUUUGAAAAGUUGCUCCAACUGACAUCGCAGGAUAUUGAAAUCAAGCUAGUCAGUGAUGUAACAGCUGAUUCAAAGGUAUUAGAAGCCUUGAAAUUAAAGGGAGCCGAGGUGACCUACAUGAACAUGACCGCGUACAACAAGGGCCGGCUGCAGUCCUCCUUCUGGAUUGUGGACAAACAGCACGUUUACAUUGGCAGCGCUGGUUUGGACUGGCAAUCCCUGGGACAGAUGAAAGAACUCGGUGUCAUCUUCUACAACUGCAGCUGCCUGGUCCUCGACUUGCAGAGGAUAUUCGCUUUAUACAGCUCAUUAAAAUUCAAGAACAGAGUGCCUCUGACCUGGUCCAAGAGGCUCUAUGGGGUCUAUGACAACGAAAAGAAAUUGCAGCUCCAGUUGAACGAGACCAAAUCUCAAGCGUUUGUGUCGAAUUCUCCCAAACUCUUUUGCCCUAAAAACAGAAGCUUUGACAUAGACGCCAUCUACAGCGUGAUAGAUGACGCCAAGCAGUACGUGUACAUCGCGGUCAUGGACUACCUGCCCAUCUCCAGCACGAGCACCAAAAGGACUUACUGGCCAGACCUGGAUGGGAAAAUAAGAGAAGCAUUAGUUUUGCGAAGCGUUAAAGUUCGACUCCUUAUCAGCUUCUGGAAGGAAACUGAUCCCCUUACAUUUAACUUUAUUUCAUCUCUUAAAGCUAUUUGCACUGAAAUAGCCAACUGCAGUUUGAAAGUUAAGUUUUUCGAUCUGGAAAGAGAGAAUGCUUGUGCUACAAAAGAACAAAAGAAUCACAGCUUCCCUAAGUUAAAUCGCAACAAGUACAUGGUGACGGAUGGCGCAGCUUACAUUGGAAAUUUUGACUGGGUGGGGAACGAUUUCACCCAGAAUGCUGGCACAGGCCUUGUCAUCAACCAAGCAGACGUGAGGAACAACGCCAGCAUCAUUAAGCAACUGAAAGAUGUGUUUGAGAGGGACUGGUACUCACCCUACGCCAGAACCUUCCAGCCCACCAAACAGCCAGACUGCUCAAGCCUGUUCAAACUCAGAGCCCCCUCGAACAAAACUGCCACCUCCAACGCAAGUGGGAAGGACCCCGCGAGUGUAUGACACGAGUGAGCAAACUGACAGGACACUUCGUAUUUCACAUUUAUAUCAAAAGGACUUGAGGAGAGAAAAACAAUUUAAUAUGUCUUUUUUAGGGAAAAGCACACUUCUAAAAAAUAUUCUCUGAAUGACAUGUGAUAUCUAACGGUAUCUUAGCAGCGUGUACACUAAAUUUAAGACUUUGUAUUUGUUACUUCUGACGGAGAAGGUCAUUCCGGCUUGGAAGUGAGUUUUUACGUUUGCAUACAGAUUUUAAGACUUUGAUGCCUCUUCCUUUCUGGUUUUAGAACUUUUUCUGCUGACGCACCUAGUCAGUUCUUGGAAGCUUAGCGUGAGGUGAGCUCUGUGACACCACUCUGAGGACAGCUGAGCUGGAGAGGAGAGUGGGGGUGUGGCCUUGGAGCGGAGACCCGUCACACCAAGUGUUUAUCCUGGGAAACCGUCUCUAAGACCCAGACAGUCACCUGAGGACCAACAGCUGACAACACUCUUGAAAAAUACCCCUCUUUGCCUCCUUGUUCAUUUUCCUCUUACUGCCAUCACUUUUAUUUUGUAUCCUUUUCUCUUCUCACAAGACGUUCUGUAGCGUCCCUGUUGUCACCUCAGCAUUAGUUCCAAGUAUGGUAAUAUGUUUUGAAAAUGGAUAAAUUCCUCAGAAUGGAUACAAAAUGGAAAUAGCGGUCUUUAAUUUUCACCUUCCAACUGCAUUUUCCCUACCAAAUUGAUACUUUAAACCCACAGCCAGCAGCAAUAUGUAUCCUUUCUCUCAAGCUUAGAAAAAUUAUGUAGCCACCUGCUAAUAUCCAGCAAGCUAAGUCUGCAUUAGGAGAAUAAAGUAGAUUUUCACAUUUUUGUUUAGUUUAUGGUAUUAUAAAGAAAAGAUCUCUAUGCAUCAGUGGAUUUUAAUUUCUUUAGACUCAUUAUGCUGUUAAGAGUAUGCCAGCCAACGUUUAUAGAGCUAUUUAAUAUACCUUCUGCUAUUUACUAUACCAAAUGCUUUUCAGAGAAAUGCAAUUUAAAUACUGUGCUUAACAUAUUUUACUAAGAGAGAAAAAUAUUGGAUUAUUGUUCUAUAAUAUCACUGUGUGUUGUUUUAUAUCUAUACAAUAUAUAACCCUAUAUUAAUGGAAACUGUUGCUACGCUAGAGAGAGGCCUGGCCUCUUCAGAGCCCAAAGCAGGCGGCCAUCAGGGCGCCCGGUCUCCAUGUUGCCCCUGGCUCUCUCUGGCCUGGGACAGCCUGCACCUCUUGGCCUUGAGUGUCUGUUGGUAACGUAGGGACAGUAAUACUCACCUACCUCGCGAAGAUGUUGUCACGGUAGGAAAUAUUUAUAACUUGUUUUGAAAUCAAAAGA